This is a messenger RNA of Ostrea edulis (European flat oyster), 3931 nucleotides long. Its product is annotated as protein phosphatase 1 regulatory subunit 42-like. Gene Ontology annotation, molecular function: protein binding. The transcript has 12 exons. The record is from RefSeq and is a predicted model, not a curated record. Bases 159 to 1373 code for a protein of 404 amino acids. NCBI's taxonomy places the organism in Eukaryota, Metazoa, Mollusca, Bivalvia, Ostreida, Ostreidae.
UAUUAUUUUUUAUUCCAGUCGCCGUUGGUGCGGACUCAGUUCAUCAUGUAAACGCUUGUCGGAAAAUUUGCAGUUAUGGAAAGAAGUAUGGAGUCUAUCCUAGGAGCACACCUACAAUUACAAUGAUGAGUACAGUUGUCAAUGAUUAAGAUCCCAACAUGGUGAAACUGACGAUAGACCUAAUUGCAAGGGGAACCUCAGGGUACACCAAGAAGAAAAGAGAUGAAUCUAUGCACCAGUAUUUAAAACGCCUCACUCAUCUGUAUUUGGAAGACAGAUGCAUUGAUGAAGUGGGUGAAGAUUUAUCUAUGUGCAGAAACUUGACAGUGUUGUACUUGUAUGAUAAUCAGUUGUUGAAGAUACCAACUCUACAUCAUAACCAGCAUCUGACCAUGUUAUACCUACAAAACAAUGACAUUCACAAGAUAGAGCACCUCUCACCUCUCAUCAGGCUUUCUAAACUAUACCUAGGAGGUAACUGUAUCACAGUGAUUGAGGGUUUAGAUAAACUGGAAAACCUCCAGGAAUUACACAUUGAGAACCAGAGGAUGCCCCCAGGAGAGAAACUUCUGUUUGAUCCACGGACAUUGCGAGCCAUAUCUAGUUCAGUGCAAGUGCUAAAUAUUGCUGGAAAUAACUUGGACAGUAUUAGAGACAUUGAAUGCUUACGCAAUUUGUAUCAGUUACAUGCAAAUGACAAUUUACUGACGGAUAUGAAAGAGCUAGCUCAUGUCAUUGGAGGCAUGUUCAGAUUGUGGAGAUUAGACCUGUUGGGGAAUCCCUUCUGUCACAAGGCAAAAUACAGAGACCGAGUCAUUGUAAUGGCAAAAAAUUUGGAUAUACUGGAUGGAAAAGAAAUUAGUGAGACCUCCAGGCGAUUCUUGCACAAUUGGCAUGAUGCCAGAGAAGUGCAGAAAAAGCGUAGAGAGGAAAACAUAAGGAAAGGGAGUGCAGAAUUUGGAGAUGGUGCAUUAUUACGGGAGUUACCCCCUGUUAAGGAUUAUCCACGUCCCCCGAACAAGAUCCCAGGAUAUAUGAUGCCAGGACUUAUGAUGAAAGGUUUACCCAGGAAGCAAUUUGAUGAAAUUCUUGCAAGAACCAACAGCAACCUUACCGAGGACACAUCGCAGAAGCACUCAGCCAAUGUGAAGACCCGCAGUGGAAUCUUACGAUCCAAACUUCCUGAUAUUUUUGGUACAUCAUUAAGUGUUGCCCUUAAGAAGGCCUCUCUCAGUGUAGACCUGGGAGCAGUGUCAAACAGAAAAGUUCUCAUAGGCUGUUCGACAGACCUUCAGAGAAUGUUACCCCUUUCACGUUCAAUGACAAGAUUGCCUCAGCACCUGUCGGGAGGCGGAGGCAGCCACUUACUAUGAGUUUUGAAUUUGGAAACUUGGAUCUAAGUCGCCAUGUUCGGAAAAAUGACGUCAUCAACCCUACAUGAACACAUUUCCCAUUGGUUGCCAUUUACAUGUCCAUAAAUUGUACACACAUUGCCAUCCACUAGAGUUAGUUUCUGUGUUCAAAGGAUGGAUUGCAAUUUAGAUUACUAGUAUAACAUUUUAUGAUGUACUAGUAUUCUAAUUUUGUGUCAUUUAUCAAUGAACCAAAAUUAUACUUUGCUCAAUUGUUCUCUUUAAUAUUAUCAUUUUAUGUGUAACUUGCUUUAAUGCGAGACUUUUAGUCUUUUUUGUCAAUAUCCCUCCUUUCACUUCCCUCCUUAAAUGAGGAGAGGGGCAUAAUAUUGCUAAGAUACACCUUUUGGUCACUAGAGCUGACCCUUUGAUAGCCAUCAAACUUUGUAGGCAGAUUGGUUUAUGACCUUUAUUACUCUUUUUGAUUCAUGGGUCAAAAGGUCAGUGGGCAAAGAGCUUUCAAGUAUGCACACACUGAUUAUUCUCGAACUUAUAACUCUAGAAUUCUUUACUUUUGAAUUUCUUCAAAUUUCGUGAGCAGGUUGGCUGAUUUUUACAUCAAUGGUCUUGAUUUCUACUUUGCAUAUACCAAUUGCUUUCUGCGCAAACUGAUCAUGACUAGUUGAUGAUCCCUACUGAUUUUGAUGGAGAGAGGUCAAAGUUUACUUACAACAUACAUAGACCUAUUGUUUUAGAAUGAUUGCUAAAGUUUGAAUUGUACACAUGAUAAAUGCUUAAUUUCAUAGUAGGCCAUGACUAGUAGAUAUUGAUAUUUUAAGUCACUGGGCUCUCUGCUUUCAAGGAAGCAUUUGCUGUUGAGACUAAUAAGCAAUGCCAAAGAACCCUAGUUUUAGGAGGGCAUGGAGGGGGAUAUUUUACAAACAUUUGUUGUUUGAUGUAGAAAAUAUGACUAGUCUUUUUCAUUAUUGAAUUAAAAACAACAUUGAAAUCAUGUACGUAUCAUUCAUUGGUGAUUUUCUAAACAUACAUGCACUUUUGCUUGUUGGAGUUGUACAUCAUGAUGUAGCAUGUACAAUAGUUGUGUAUUAUAAUCAAGGGUACUCAGUAUUUUAAAAUGUAUUUGUUUUAAGCAUCAGUAUUAGAACUAAUGGAAAUCUUAGCAUUGAGGAUAACUACAUGGCAUUGGUUCACUGUAUUUUACUUGUAAUUGUUGAUAUAUUCUUUUUGAUUAUGUAUAAAUAUAUUUCCAGUAGUUACACUUUUAUGCUGCAGUGAUACCGUCCUUGUUCCUGUGAUAUACGUGUGACACUUGUUUUUAGAUCUGAAUCUCUGUUGCCUGGCUUAUUUUCUUCCACUAUUCAUAUAUAGAUUGUUUAUUAUUUAAUGUAUGGAUGUGUAAAUGUGUUCUGAUUUUAUGCUAAUUUGAUCAGGGGAUUGUUAACAUAAGCAAUCAGUACUAAAGUACUGUCAUAGUUUAAUUUCACUUACUUUGUCUAUACUGUGAAAUUGAUGCAAAACUUACAUGCACCAUUAUGAUAUAAAUAUGCUAUUUCUGGGUACCAAAUAGUUGCUUCCCUUGGCUGAACUUUUGCAUUGGAUGAACCGCAAAACAGAUUUGUGUAAUCAUGCAGUGGGAAAACUCCCUGUAGCAAAGCCUUUCAGAUAAUGCCAUAUUGUUUGAUGACCCCUUGACCUGUCAAUGACCAUUGACCCACUUGUCUAAAAUUUCAAUAUUGCUUUCAGGUGGUGCCACAUUUGACAACUAUCACCUUGACCUCCACUCAUUGAAAACUUUGAACAAUGAAUACAGUGACAUUUAGUGGUUGUAUCCUUGAUGCAAGGUUUUUCAGGCAGUACCACAUUCACAUUUGACCUUGACAGUGAUCUAUUCAAUCAAAAAAUUAAUAUUGCUUUUCAACUUUUGAUCUAAGUGGGAAGGUUUUGACAGCCAGAGGGUAUAAUCUUUAUGACAUAUAUGGCCUUUACAAUAAUACAUGUAUGAGGAAUUUGCUACCAGAGGAUGUGCUAUAUCCAGGGGCAUUUGUUUCAGAGACAUACAGGUUCAUGAUGACUUAGUAGUUAGUGCCCUUGAGUUACCAUGAUUGGAUAGCUUAGGUAGAGUUUGUAUCUAGUGGCAUAUGAGUAUAAGAGACAAAAUCAACCAGGAUUAUAUGCAUUGUCCAUCGUUGGAACCCACAGGUUUUCUCUCCAUUACACUACAUUCAACAUUUAAUGUAGUGUAACAGAGAGAAAAUCUUUGGGUGCUGACAAUGUUGUAUGGUGCAGUUACAGGAUUGUUAAUAAUGCAUUGAUUUCUUUCAAUCUUUCCAUUCGUAUCCACUUCACACACAAUAUGUCAAUUUUGAGUGUAAAUUAUGUUUACAAUUAUGUUUCAAGAUUCGCAUGUUACAAUAGUUUGUUUCAAAUUGUUUCUUAUUUUGUAGAACCAGUCUUACUGAACAAAAAUGUUUUAAAAUAUGCACGUUUGGUAAAAGUGUUAUAUUGUAAAACAAUAUUGCUGUGGCAAAUAAUUAAAAGAAGCUACUUAUGCAAACAAA